Molecule: messenger RNA, 2625 nt
Organism: Archocentrus centrarchus (flier cichlid)
Lineage: Eukaryota; Metazoa; Chordata; Actinopteri; Cichliformes; Cichlidae
Gene: znf148
Product: zinc finger protein 148
Exons: 7
Coding region: 151-2517 (788 amino acids)
Biological process (GO): regulation of transcription by RNA polymerase II
Molecular function (GO): RNA polymerase II cis-regulatory region sequence-specific DNA binding; DNA-binding transcription factor activity, RNA polymerase II-specific
Source: RefSeq, a predicted model, not a curated record
CACUAGAUGGGGACAGAUUUAAAUUUCCAUGCCCUGAUGAUGGGGUAUUUGAUUAUUCCGCACACCAUCACUGCACUGUAAGUCUUGGAUAACAAUCAUGACAGCUAUACGGGCUUAAGACGCGAAGACUCAAAAGCUACUCUAUGUAAGAUGAACACUGAGGACAAACUGGAAGGCAUGCUGCUGAAGUGCAGCAGUGGAGGAAUAGAUGGAGGAGGGAGAGUCAGCCUGGGAAGCGGAGGAGGACUGGUGGUGAUGACCCUAGGGGAACGAUCGCUGGCAAACCACCCUCUGCUGGCUGAGGAUGAUGACGAUGAAGACGACGACGACGAUUUGACUCGAGGCUCACUGAUCACUCACGACCUGGUCCCUCCAGAGCAGCUGAUGAUGCAGGAGGAGAUGACAAAGAAUACCGCUGGAGGAGAAGAGGAGGGAGGAGCCGAGUUGAGCAUCAAGCAGGAACUGAAGUUGUCUGAGCCAGCGGUCUAUAUAAAGAAGGACAAAAAGGCAAUCAAGGAUCUGACAACGUGUCCCAAGAAGAAAAAAAGGAAGCAGCGAUCACCAGCAAAGAUUCUCAGCAUCAAUGACGAUGGCUCAUUGAGUAUACCAAACCCCAAGUGUCACGUCUGUGCUCACUGUAAUGCUGCAUUCAGAACGAACUACCAUCUACAGAGGCAUGUCUUCAUUCACACUGGUGAGAAGCCAUUUCAGUGCAGCCAGUGUGACAUGCGCUUUAUUCAGAAAUAUCUUCUCCAGAGACAUGAGAAGAUCCAUACUGGUGAGAAGCCUUUUCGCUGUGAUGAGUGUGGGAUGAGGUUCAUCCAGAAGUAUCACAUGGAGAGACACAAGAGGACUCACAGUGGAGAGAAGCCCUACCAAUGUGACUAUUGUCACCAGUACUUUUCCAGAACAGACCGGGUUUUAAAGCACAGAAGAAUGUGUCACGAGAACAGAGAGCGAAAGGCAAACAAGAGUGCCGGUAAAGUGGGACCUUUGCGUGAAGCAGACUCUUUAGGGCCUCCCUUUGUUGCCAAAGAGUGUUCGCUGCCCAAGAAAAAGCGCCAAAAGUGUGCAGACAAGAGUUCAGGAGCUUCCACUACUGCCCAAACGGAAGGGCACACUUUUGCUGUUGUUGAAACAGAGGAGAAAGAGGAGCAGAAGGAAGGUCUUUCUCUAUAUGCUGUGUCUUCAAAAGUCAAACAUGAGUAUGUGAUUGCUGACUACUCUGUGGACCUUCCUGAAGAAACAGCUAAUCAACACCAAGAGGGAGAAGUCUCAUCAGAAGAAACAACUUCUCCUAAGUUAGUUCUGAAGAAAGUCCCCAAGCGGAGUCAUAAGCAGUCUAGUGAACAAACUCCUCCUUGCUUGUCCAGUUUGCCCUCUUUUGAGGAAAAUACUAAGGUCACACAGUACACCUUUGAAAUUGUCGACAAGCAAGGCCUCUUAGAUGUAGAAGGUAACAGUGAACUCGAGUCAGUUGAAACUCUUCAAGGAGGACAAACAAAACCAGCAGCCAACAGCACAAACUAUGAUGACGCCAUGCAGUUUCUCAAGAAGAAGCGUUACCUUCAAGCUGCGAUGGCCAAUAACAGCCGGGAUUAUGGCCUGAACUCGAGCAGCAUCUCCUCUCAGCCGCCUGUUACACAAACUGUGGUGUCAACCGUCAUCGACGAAACUGUCCCUGCCACCAUUCUGGAGCCCCAACCCAUGAACACAGAGAUUAAAACUCCUCAUGACAAGAAUGUUUUGCCUGAUGAGGUUCUUCAGACGCUGUUGGACCACUACUCCAACAAAGCUAAUGGGCAGUCAGACAUUUCUUUCAGUGUGGCUGACACAGAGGUGACCUCAAGUAUAUCUAUUAAUUCCUCCGAUGUUUCCGACAGCAGCCCUGUGGAGAGCCUUGGCACGUCCAGUGCCCAGGCUCAGCCACCUACUGAGAAAGUGAGUCUCUUGCAAGAAUACUCCAAAUUUCUCCAGCAAGCACUGGAGAGAACCAGCCAGAAUGACAGCUACCUGACCAGCCAGAGCCUCAGCUUGGUCUCUGAAAACCCCACUUUAGCUGGACAGCCUCUGUUCUCUACAGAGAAACAGUUUCCUUCUCCCAGCAGGUUCAAAUCAGGGAUGAGCUCUCCGCUAAGGUCUACAUUAGAGAAACCUCACUUUGGGUUGCUGGUCGGGGACUCCCAGCACUCAUUUUCAUUUUCAGGUGACGAGACCACCCCUCCCUCUGCAGUGUCCCCAGCUGAGGAGGACUUUCUGGAGCAGGUCUCACCCUCAAAAAAGACUGACUCUUCACAAGGGAUCCUUCAGACUUUUCAAAUAAGCUCCUUUGAUCAGAACUUCAAAUCUCAUUUCCAGACGUCAAGAUCUGGAUCCUCCUCACAGUUUACUGUUGCCAAUGGACAAGUUCGAGGACACAGCACAGAAUUCUCAGAAUUCCCUUUAGUUCGAGUCACUGAGACCAGGUCUCAACUGAACUCCUCCCCUGAUGUUUCAACCAGUGAAUCAUUUGGCUGAUGAAAUGGAGGUGGGAGCGUUCAUUUCUGUUCAUAAUUUCUGUGGCACUUUAUCUCGUCUUUCCUGUUUUGCCAAAUCAAAUCCCACUGCAAACAAGGGGUCUUUUUG